UCCUGUGACUGGGUCGGUUUAGUCUGCAGGGAUAGACUCUGUGUGGACUCUUAAACACAGUUCCAUUCAGUCGUGAGCCGAGCCUAACUGUUGGUCUCUGCCUGUGCCACGAGCAGCUAUCGUACAGGGCUUAUGGGAUGCAGUAGACCUUGAGGUCUGCGUAGUCUCGCAAAUCAGACACUCUGUCAAGCGCUCUGACAGACAAGGGUUCUUGUCUGCAAACUAGGAGCCGUUCUAGCCGUCACAUCCUGAGGUAAACUCACAGGAACGUCUGAAGACACGUCAAACUCGCUCUCAACUCGCGAGGACCGAACCGGGGAAAGGCGCAGAGAGGGACUGCAAUGUUCAGUAGCAAGACACUGCACAUGUGACAGAUAUAGUGCCAUUGUUUAGAGGGAAUUAGCACUUUAAUACGAGAAGGAUAUGAACAUUUGUCAUUUUGAAUCAUUUAUUGAAGAAGGCCUUGUUUGAAGAACUAUUGCUCUCUAAGGAUUAGUGGAUCAUAACUGUGAUAUUGAUGCAAACUCCAGGAAUGGUCUGAUAAUGUGGAUUUGUUAGGAGUCGACCAGUUUCUUUUAAAUGUGGAGAACUUUUGCUUCCUACAAGAAAUCGUUCCAUUCAUUCAGCCGAUAGAAUGAGGACGUUUCUGCAUUUUAAUGUAUAUAUCUGUGAUUCUAUAGGGAUAUAGAUAGGGUAAUCAUAUAUCUUUAUUCUGAGAUUGUACUUUCAGUGAUCUUGUGGAUAUUCACCAUUUUUCUGAGAAUGAACCCUGUUUGCAAGGUUGCUAGAUUUUUAUUGGAUUAACAAAUUAUUCUUUGUAAGCGUUGGUCAAGGUGCAACAGAAUGAGGUAUCUGACCAAUCCCAGAGCCCCCGAGAUCUCUCGAAGUCGGCUGGUGUCACAGACGGCAAACUUCUUUGGUGUUGGAGACAACUGCCAGGAAGACCAAGCAAAAUGGCGCCGGCGGCAAUCACGGGCCCUUAGUCGGCGCCACGGUGGCAUCAAGCAAGGAUGUGAACCAGCAGCUCCAUCAGCAGAGGACCCGUUUGGGUUGCCUCUUCCACACAUCGUAGAUCCCCUAGCGAGACCUGGGAGGUUGAGGGACGAGUACGACAGCCCUCGUGGUCCGCUCCCGUCUCAGCUGAGCACCGGCACGGCAACCAGCAGCAUCCUCCAGAAGCAAAGGUCACAGCGGCUGAUCAGGCAGCGCAGCAAGAGGCAGUCGGUAGCCAAGAUGGGAUGGGAGCUUGUAAGAAAUUCAGUUAAGCAGCAACCCAAGGUCCAACAGCGUCCUCCGCUCAUUCACAGCAGAAGUUUUGCUCCGGCUAGUAUGGUCUUUGACUAUGAAGAUGAUGAAGAAUUCAUGGACCCAUCACAGUUCUUUUCACCAGGAGUGCUUUCUGAUGAGCUCAAUGACGAGGUGUUCUUUGACUUCUCACCAAAGGCCAAGAGGAGAGCCCCGCCCCCCAGCGCAGAGCCGCCCCCUAUCCCGCCCCCGAAUCUGCGCCUGGAGUCGGAUGAGACAGCCAGCGAGUAUGAGGAGAUCAGAGAGAGGACGCCCCGCAACGAGGACCGGUUCAGGGAGUUGCCUCGCCCUCCUCCCGGCAAACUUGGUGGAUUCGAUGAGGUUGACUUGGCUGGAAGACCGCCUUACAAGGGGGAAUACCCAGACCCAGGAGAAGAUGAUAUGUACGCUAUGCCUGAUCUUCCAGAUGUCUACCGGAGAGAGCCUUCAGCCGGGGAUCCCCUGGACUCCAGGACAACCAAUGUGCUACAGGACAUGAUACCUACCGGCAUCGGGUGGCGCAAACCCAAGACGGAGGAGCGCUUCAAGAUCCCGCCCAUCGUUUCACCCCUCCCGGAGGACCUCCCGGACGGCAGCAAGCCCCUCCGCCGCACCAAGAUCAGGGAGCAGAUCAUGGACAUGGCCAUGGACAAUGCAGACAGGAGAGAGAUCGGCAAGGGCCUGGUGGGCCGGGUCCUCAACAGGAGGUACAGGUCCAGGAGGAUGGACAGCUACGUUCAGAAGCAAAUCGAGGAGAUCGAAGACCACAGUCGACCCUACUUUACCUACUGGGUAACCACAGUACAGAUAGCCAUCAUGAUAGUAUCUCUUGCCUUCUACGGAUUUGCGCCCAUCGGCUUCAGUUACACACAGAAAACAGGAGUGGUCUUGCAAUCAAACUUAGUCAUGGAGACAGUGGGGUACAAGGAACCCGAUAACUUCUGGAUCGGGCCGAGGCCGGCGGACUUGAUACAUCUAGGCGCCAAGUUUGCCCCGUGCAUGCACCGAGACGAACAAGUAUUUGCCAAGAUAGAGGAUGCAAAAUUUAUAGAGAACAUGACAGGGUGCUGUAUACGAUCAGACAAUGCUGGUUGUGUGCAGACGUCUUCUGAGGAAUGUUCAACAAGAUUUGCGAUGUUCUCCAAGUGGACACCUAGUAACCCUGAUACCAAUGAACUAAGGACAUCGGGACCUGUGUGUGGGCAAGAUCCAAGGGAAUGCAAGAGUCCUUCUUCUAGACCACCUUAUGAAUGGCCCGAUGACAUCACCAAAUGGCCUAUUUGCGUGGAGCCGUUUGAUUCGCACAACCAAUAUCACACCAUGUGCGAGGUCACAGGUCGCCCAUGCUGCAUCGGAAUACAUGGUGAAUGUAAGAUCGUCAGCCGGGACUACUGCGACUUCGUCAACGGUUUCUUCCAUGAAGAGGCUACGUUGUGUUCUCAGGUUUCAUGCGUAGACUCUAUCUGUGGAUUAAUCAACUUUUUUAAUCCAGAUUAUCCCGAUCAGAUCUACAGGUUAUGGCUCUCGCUUUUCCUUCAUGCUGGUAUCUUCCAUUGUGUGUUGAGUUUCAUCAUGCAUAUGACCAUCUUGAGAGACCUUGAGAAGCUAGCCGGCUGGUUCAGGAUAGCCAUCAUCUAUAUCUUCAGCGGGAUCGGAGGAAACCUCACCAGUGCAAUAUUAAUUCCAUACAGGGCUGAGGUUGGUCCUGCAGGAGCCCAGUUUGGUCUUCUAGCCUGUCUGGUCGUCGAGGUCUUCCAGAACUGGCAGAUCCUGCGCAACCCCUGCAAGGCCCUCCUGAAGCUGCUGGCCAUCAUCAUGGUGCUCUUUGCUCUGGGUCUCCUGCCCUGGAUUGACAACUUCGCCCAUCUCGGUGGCUUCAUCUGCGGCAUCUUCCUCUCCUUCAUCUUCCUACCGUACAUCUGCUUCGGGGAGUUCGACCGCAACCGCAAGCGCAUCCAGAUGGUGGUGUGCAUCGUGCUCCUGGUCGGCUUCUUCACGCUGGGUUUCGUCCUCUUCUACAUCCGCCCCAUCACAGAGUGCUCCUGGUGCCAGUACCUCAACUGCGUGCCUAUCACCGAAGACUUUUGUAACGAUAUGGACGUCAAGUUUGAGGAUACGGUUGAGGUUCAAGGAGGGAUCAAGUGAAUUUGAGAUUGUGAUGUGCCACUGAUGCUUUUGAUAUCGUCUCUUGAAGAGAUGAUUCUGAUGUGCCAUCGAUACUGUUGAUAUUGUCUCUUGCAGAGAUGUCUUCGAACAUUGUCUUGACCCAGCCAAUCUGAAGAUCAUGAUCAUGAGAUUGUGAUGUGUCAUCGAUGCUUUUGAUAUCGUCUCUUGAAGAGAUGUCUUCGAACGCUGUCUUAACCCAGCCAAUCUGAACAUUGUGAUAAUGAGAAUCUGAUGUGUCGUCAAUUCUGCUGAUACAUGUAGCAGAGCUGUCUGUGAAUGCUGUCUACACCUGGUGAAUGUGGGUGUCGUUGAAUCGUGAGAUCCUUACGUGCCAUCGAUGCCGUCACUUGCAGAGAACAAAAGUUGUCUUGCCACAGAUCUAUACAUGGUGACCUCUUAAUAGAGGCAGAGAGUGCCAUUUACCGACUCUCCAUCUGAUGGAAGGGAGGCAUAUAUCUAUAUCUUAUAUGAUCAGUCCAAACUGAUGACUGUUAAGUGGAAGCCGCGGAACCAUUCUUGCAGACAUCAAGGAUUAUAUGCGUUGUCAUUUCUAUAUGUCCCAGUGGUUGCAACUACUUAAAUCACGGCACAUGUCAAUAUACUUUGAAGCUUAUGUAUGAACGGAGUAUAACUCUGAAAGACGUAUCCGACGAGAUGGUUGUCAUGACAACAGAAAUUGUUUAUGGAGAUGGAGAUUCGGUAUCUAGUAAACCAUUCCUUAUUAAUUUUUCUCAUACGAAUGGUACAUCAGAGGUGCAACCUUUGGAUUAUUAUGCAUUAUCUUCAUUUUAAGUGCCUGCCGCCCUCUUGUGGUCAGUCAACUUCAUCUAUAUCAUGUGAAAACUCAUACAAAUUUGUACUUACAUUAUCACCAUUAGCCAAGUCCUAAUCAACAAAAGAAAAAGAAGGUCAUGAAUUACAUCCAUUUGGAGGUAUUUUCCCUUCUCAAAUAGUUGGUCAGUCGAUCUAGAAUACUGUUAUUUUAAAGAAGUUUCUGUAUCAGUUGAAUUAUGUAAGGUACUACCAUAGCAGGAAGUGAGUAGCGUCUCUUUUAAUAGAGCUCUAUACUCUGUAUAAAAGCAUAUUAGAGAGUAAAUAAAUUACACAUAGUAAAUGUACUCUCCAGUAUGAUGAUGAUAGCCCAUAAAAAGAUAUUUCAGACAGGGCAAUCUUAUUUCGAUUUUGAUAAUGCUCUUCAUGAUGGGUUAAAUUUUUAUGAAAAUCCUCUGAAAUGCAAUGUAUUCUUAACAAGUCUAUCAAAUUAACUUUUUCAACAACUGUCAUUUCUUUUUAAACAACAAGUUUCUAUGUGUAAAUCGAAAUCAAUGAAAUAUUUGAAUAUGAAAAUCAAAAUGAGGGAAAAUGUUUAUGUAAUGAGUAAUGAGAUUGACCUAAUUUAUCUUUUAAAAUCACUUAGAAAGCAAUAUUUCAAGUCAGAAUUCUUAACCAUUUAAAAUCAUUUCAGUAUAGAACAUCCUGUAGACAUAUUGUGCAUGGUUUAUAUCUAAGUCAAUCCUUAAAAUAUAAGUGAAAUAUUUUAGGAAACUGUCUAGUUCUUUUUUUAUUAAUUAUUUGUAUAGGGUAAAAUAUAUGAUUCAUAUCUUUAUCACACAUAUUUUACAAUUAGUUGUUCUUAUUUAUUGCAAGAUAGUUGAUGAUGACAUGGAGAUCCUAGACAUUUUUUUCAUAAAUCUUCAUUUCUUUUAUCUCUGCUCACAUGAAUCAAUCUGAUAUUUUAUUGGAUUUAAUGCAAAAUUUUCAAUUAUGGGAGUAAUUUUCUAUUUCAUACCUAUGAUUUUAAAACCCAACAUAUCCUAGCUGUAUUGAUGUUUACGUGUUUUUAUACUGCUACUCUAAGCCUCUAUUGAGUAUCAUCAUCGUUUUUCUAGAUGUAAUUCAAUUUACUACUCAUUAGGCCUGUUUACAUCAGACCGAAGUUGCAAAAUAACUCUCUAUUUUGACCAGCCCGAUCUCAAAUUAACCAGCUAAUUUGUGUCUUCAUCAGCCCGCAGUUGCAAUUAGCGACUAUUUGGUCAAGAAAAUAUCCCAAGAAAUAUUGGUUUUGUUUCCAAAAUAGCGGGCUAAUUUGCGCUAGUUUGUGAUGGGCAUAUCUGUCUGGUGAAGCCGCAAUUUCGAGCUUCGGGAAAAUAUCCAGAGUCUGAAAAUAGCUGGUUAUUUUGCAACUUGGGUCUGAUGAAGAAAGGCCUUUUGUUGUUUCAUCUUCUGCACUCUGUCUUCCACAUUUCUUCUUUAUCUGUCUUCUCUUUUUCUGCCCAUCCUUCUAUCUCUCUUUUUCUGCCCUUCCUUCUAUCUCUCUUUCAUUUGUAGUCACAUUGUCUUGUUCUUUGAUUAUAAUUAUGUUUAUAAAUUGUUUCAUAUUCCACUCCCCACCCAGUAUAUGCACCAUGUAGUUAUAUGAUCCUUCUAAUGUUUUCAGUGGUAGAUGGAUCGAUUUUAUAUUUUUUUAAACUUAACACCGAGAGAAAAGAAUUCUCUCGAUCUGUAAUACUUAUCUUAUCUCUGUUAAGACUCAUUCAGAUAUGAUGCACCAAAACUGCAGUGUUUUUUUUUUAAAUGAUGACUUAAAGUGUACUAUGCUUUACUGACAUUUCUGUAUCCCAUAACACAGAGCUAAGUGAAGUCCUUAGUUGCGGGCAUUUGCCGUUUAUUCAAGCGUUUAAAAAAAAACAUGGCGGCUUUUUGGUGGCAGUAUACCGCGGCAUUUCUGAACAAGCCUUUACUACUAUUAGAUAUCUACAUGAAUGUUUCUUAUAUGGUCUAUUGUGCUAAUAAUUACGGCAAAAUCGAGGGUAUACAAAUGAUAUGUUGGUGCUGUUACAUUUUACCAUCGCGUUGGUCAGUGAUUUUUAAUUCUUUUUUUUUACAAUCUCAGGUUGCAUUUGUGAGCCAGAGGAGGUGAUCUACAUGAAUUAAAAUCAAUAUAAUUCAUACAUCGGUGACAAGGAGAGACUAUAGAGCAAUUUUAAUGCAUUCAUCAAAAUGUUAGAACUGUAAUAUUUUUAACCGUCGUAAGAGUUUUUCUAUGAAGUAUACAUGUAUAUGCAUUGUUAAGAUAUUUAUAUGUUUAUUGUCAUAUUUUGAUGUAUCAUACUAAACAUGAAACUGUGCAAUUACUUUUACUUUGUAAAUAAAGACCUUUCCAGCUUUUGGAAGAAAAAAAUAA
This is a messenger RNA of Strongylocentrotus purpuratus (purple sea urchin), 6634 nucleotides long. Its product is annotated as inactive rhomboid protein 1. The transcript has 16 exons. Gene Ontology annotation, biological process: regulation of protein secretion; regulation of epidermal growth factor receptor signaling pathway. The record is from RefSeq and is a predicted model, not a curated record. Gene Ontology annotation, cellular component: endoplasmic reticulum membrane. Bases 844 to 3429 code for a protein of 861 amino acids. Gene Ontology annotation, molecular function: serine-type endopeptidase activity. Lineage: Eukaryota; Metazoa; Echinodermata; Echinoidea; Camarodonta; Strongylocentrotidae.